AUGUAUAGCAAAGCUACCACCGCCGCUUUGGCGACUCUGCUGGCCCUAGGUCACGCCCAGGAAAUCGGCAAGCAGGACGCCGAGACGCAUCCCAAGAUCACCUGGCAGCGCUGUACUGGACCCAAUAAGUGCUCCAACGUCAACGGCGAGCUCGUCAUCGAUUCCAACUGGCGAUGGACUCACGUGGUGGAUGGCUACCAAAACUGCUACGACGGCAAUGAUUGGAACAAGACUGCAUGCCCGGAUGCCAACACUUAUACGAAGAACUGUGCCAUCGAGGGUGCCGAUUACUCGGGCACAUACGGUGUGAGCACCUCCGGCAACGCUGUAACCAUGAAGUUCCGAAAUAAACACCAGUAUGGUGUAAAUAUAAGGUCCCGCCUUUAUCUUAUAAACGGCGCCAAUAAAUACCAGAUGUUCACAGCCAAUGGCAACGAAAUCGCCUUCGAUGUCGAGAACGCUAACCUGGGCUAUGGCCUGAACGGUGCCGUAUACUUCAUGUCCAUAGACGAAAAUGGUGGAAAGUCGCGCUACUCGUCCAACAAAGCCGGUGCCAAGUAUGGUACCGGAUACUGCGACUCGCAGUAUGCUCGAGAUCUGAAGUGGGUUGGUGGCAAGGCCAAUGAGGCUAACAGCAUGUCCUUCGCAUUGACCCCCCAUCCAUGCAAGAAAGACGGAUACUUCGUUUGCAAAACGAAAGACUGCGGCGGUACAUACUCCGAGGAUCGCUACUCCGGUAGCUGUGAUCCUGAUGGCUGUAACUUGAACCCGUUCCGUCAUGGCAACACCGACUUCUACGGUACGGGAAAGACGAUCGAUACCAGCAAGAAGUUCACAGUCGUGACCCAAUUUCACGGCUCCGGCACAUCUCUCACAAGCCUAUCUCAGUAUUUCAUCCAGAACGGCAAGAAGUUUGAAGUUCCCAAGUCCAAGUAUAUGUCUGGUGGCAGCACGAUCGAUGCUGGCUUCUGUGAUGCUGCUAAGGAUCUUUUCAAGGACAACAAGCAGUUCCAAGAGAUGGGCGGUUUGAAGACGAUGGGUCAGGCUACCGGUAAGCCUAUGGUCUUGGUCUUAUCCGUCUGGGACGAUGCUUACGCCAACAUGCUUUGGUUGGAUGGCGAGAGGUACCCUCUUGACCGCGCCGCGUCCGAGCCGGGUGUUGCCCGCGGCGAAUGCGACGUCAACGGCAGCAAGCCCGACCAAGUCCGUGAAAAAUUCAAGAACGCCAAGGUCACUUACAGUAACUUCAAGUUCGGGCCCGUCGGAUCGACUUAUAACCUUUAA
Molecule: messenger RNA, 1284 nt
Organism: Daldinia loculata
Lineage: Eukaryota; Fungi; Ascomycota; Sordariomycetes; Xylariales; Hypoxylaceae
Product: glycoside hydrolase family 7 protein
Exons: 5
Coding region: 1-1284 (427 amino acids)
Biological process (GO): carbohydrate metabolic process
Molecular function (GO): hydrolase activity, hydrolyzing O-glycosyl compounds
Source: RefSeq, a predicted model, not a curated record